Peromyscus eremicus (cactus mouse) is the source of this 1550-nucleotide messenger RNA. Its product is annotated as zinc finger protein 501-like. The transcript has a single exon. Gene Ontology annotation, molecular function: RNA polymerase II cis-regulatory region sequence-specific DNA binding; DNA-binding transcription factor activity. NCBI's taxonomy places the organism in Eukaryota, Metazoa, Chordata, Mammalia, Rodentia, Cricetidae. Gene Ontology annotation, biological process: regulation of transcription by RNA polymerase II. The record is from RefSeq and is a predicted model, not a curated record. The coding region runs from base 81 to 1550 and encodes 489 amino acids.
CUCAUUCAUCAGUUCCUAUUAGCCCUAUUUGUUCUCACUUUCCAGAGAAACAUCGCAUAUGUGGUAAAUAUGAGAACAUCAUGGAUCAAGGAUCAAAGAGUCCUGUCUAUCAACAUGUGAAUAUCCAAAAGAAGUCUUAUAAAAAUAAUGACCUUGGCAAAAUGCUUUAUGAAUCAUCUCAAGGUAUACCUUAUAACACCAGCGAUACUACAGGAAACCAUCAGAGAAUUCAUACAGGAAAGGAACCUUACAAAUAUGGUGAAUGUGAAAAGUCCUUUGGAUGUAGCUCAAAUCUUGGAACACAUCCGAAAUCUCAUAAAGGACAGAAACCUUACAAAUGUAGUGAAUGUGAGAAGUCAUUUACACGUAAUUCAACUCUUAAAACUCAUCAGAAGAUUCAUACAGGAGAGAAACCUUAUAAAUGUAAUGAAUGUGAGAAGUCAUUUACAUGUAAUUCAACUCUUAAAACUCAUCAGAAGAUUCAUACAGGAGAGAAACCUUACAAAUGUAGUGAAUGUGAGAAGUCAUUUGCAUAUAGUUCAGUUCUUAAAACUCAUCAGAAGAUUCAUACAGGAGAGAAACCUUACAAAUGUAGUGAAUGUGAGAAGUCAUUUGCAUAUAGUUCAGUUCUUAAAACUCAUCAGAAGAUUCAUACGGCAGGGAAACCUUACAAAUGUAAUGAAUGUGUGAAGUCAUUUACAUGUAGUUCAACUCUUAAAAAUCAUCAGAAGAUUCAUACGGGAGGGAAACCUUACAAAUGUAAUGAAUGUGUGAAGUCAUUUACAUGUAGUUCAACUCUUAAAAAUCAUCAGAAGAUUCAUACGGGAGGGAAACCUUACAAAUGUAGUGAAUGUGUGAAGUCAUUUACAUGUAGUUCAACUCUUAAAAAUCAUCAGAAGAUUCAUACAGGAGAGAAACCUUACAAAUGUAGUGAAUGUGAGAAGUCAUUUACAAAUAGUUCAAAUUUUAAAACUCAUCAGAGAACUCAUACAGGAGAGAAACCUUACAAAUGUAGGGAAUGUGAGAAAUCCUUUGGAUCUGGCUCAACUCUUAUAAAACAUCAGAGAAUUCAUACAGGUGAGAAACCUUACAAAUGUAGGGAAUGUGAGAAAUCCUUUACAUAUAUCUCACAUCUUAAAAGACAUCAGAUACUUCAUACAGAAGAAAAACCUUAUAAAUGUAAUGAAUGUGCAAAGUCCUUUGCAUGUACCUCAAAUCUUCAGUCACAUAAGAAAAGCCAUACGGAAAAGAAAUCUUACAAAUGUAGUGAAUGUGAGAAAUUCUUUAAAUAUAGAUCAGGUCUUAGAAGUCAUGAGAGAAUUCAUAGAGGAGAAAAACCUUACAAAUGUUGGGAAUGUGAGAACUCCUUUUCAAGUACUUCAGAACUUAGAAUACAUCAGCAACUUCAUAUAGGAGAGAAACCUUACAAAUGUAGUGAAUGUGUGAAAUCAUUCGUAUGUGCCUCAACUCUUAAAAAACAUCAGAGAGUUCAUACAGGAGAGAAACUUGUAGCUAAUGCCACUAAUGCUUUAGCUAGCAGACACAGCUAA